AUGAAAAAAUACGAUCUCAUUAUCGGUUCACAUAUUCUUUCGAAUCCAAUAAAAUCGAGUGACUAUUGUCUCAAAAGUAUGCAAAGAGUAACCAAUUGUCUCAUCAAAUCAAACCUCAAAUUCAGCGGUGGUUUUGGUUUUGUCAUAAAUGGACGCAACGGGCGGUCAUUAUUGUCGGCCACCAGACGGAGAUUACCUGUGGGCAAAGCCCAUAAGUGCCGAGCCCGUCGUGUCCUUGGGAAGGAGUUGCCGAGGAGAAGAUAUAUACACCUUCUCUACAUUUGGGAUGCAUUCUUCAAGAGCGCAACGGCUGGAGUACAGCCCGGACUCGCUUACCAAAGCCCUCCGGGUCUGGCGUCGGGCACACAAACUCAACCAUCAGUUAAUAUGACAUCAAUGACAGCGCAAACACCAAAUGUGUCCGCUGUUGGGCUCCGGGAUAUUGAAGAUCACUUGGCUGUUCAGUAUAUCAUCAGAUCUUAUCAGGUUCGUGGUCAUUUAUCAGCCAAAUUGGACCCUUUAGGUAUUACAAUGGCAAACAUUCAUUCGCCCCUUCAUUUUGGCAAACAUAUCGACAGCUCUUGGCUUAAGAUUCAUAACUUUGGAGAGAAAGAUAUGGACCGUCCCUUUAAGCUCCCGUCGGCCACUUUUAUCGGUGGCGGAGAGUCUAUACUUCCGCUGAGAGAGAUAUUGAAACGCUUGGAAGACGUCUAUUGCCAACACAUUGGCGUCGAGUAUAUGUAUAUCCCGGACAUAGAGGAGUGUCAUUGGAUUCGUGAGAAGUUUGAAACCCCGAAAAUAACACAAUUAACAGUUGAGCAAAAGCGGACACUUUUAGCCCGAGUGACUCGUUCUCAUAAAUUCGAGGAAUUUUUGGCCAAAAAGUGGUCGUCAGAGAAGCGCUUUGGUCUCGAAGGCUGCGAAGUAUUGAUUCCAGCGAUGAAAGCCAUUAUUGACUGCUCGAGUGAAUUGGGUGUCGAGAGUUUUGUAAUGGGAAUGCCUCACAGGGGAAGGCUUAACGUAUUGGCCAAUGUCUGUCGUAAACCACUCGAACAUAUCUUCUCCCGAUUCAGUAGUUUAGAGCCGGCGGAUGAGGGUUCAGGAGAUGUGAAGUAUCACUUAGGGAUGUCUCACGAGAGACACAAUCGCGUUAGUAAUAAGAAAAUA
Molecule: messenger RNA, 1167 nt
Organism: Medioppia subpectinata
Lineage: Eukaryota; Metazoa; Arthropoda; Arachnida; Sarcoptiformes; Oppiidae
Source: the annotation of a GenBank genome assembly